Molecule: messenger RNA, 1227 nt
Organism: Saimiri boliviensis boliviensis (Bolivian squirrel monkey)
Lineage: Eukaryota; Metazoa; Chordata; Mammalia; Primates; Cebidae
Gene: UBE2L6
Product: ubiquitin conjugating enzyme E2 L6
Source: RefSeq, a predicted model, not a curated record
UGGGGUCCUCCGGGCGGGCGUGGCGGGGAGCGCGGUGUCGCGGGUCGGGGCUCGGUCCUGCUGGAGGCUGCUGGUGUCACACACUCGGUCCCGAGAUGACGGCGAGCGUGCGAGUGGCGAAGGAGCUGGAGGAUCUUCAGAGCAAGCUUCCCCCGUACCUGCGGAACCUGUCCAGCGAUGAUGCCAAUGUUCUGGUGUGGCAUGCUCUCCUCCUACCUGACCAACCUCCCUACCACCUCAAGGCCUUCAAUGUGCGCAUCAGCUUCCCCCAGGAGUAUCCGUUCAAGCCUCCCGCGAUCAAAUUCACAACCAAGAUCUACCACCCCAAUGUGGAUGAGGACGGACAGGUCUGCCUGCCCAUCAUCAGCAACGAGAACUGGAAGCCUUGCACCAAGACUUGUCAAGUGCUGGAGGCCCUCAAUGUGCUGGUGAAUAGACCGAAUGUGGCAGAGCCCCUGCGGGUGGACGUCGCUGACCUGCUGACGCAGAAUCCAGAGCUGUUCAGGAAGAAUGCUGAAGAGUUCACCCUCCGAUUCGGAAUGGACCGGCCCUCCUAACUCAUGUUCUGACCCUCUGCGUUGUGGAUGGACGCACCUCACAGACUGGGGCCGGAGCCCCUUGAUGAUCCAUUCCCCCACUCAUUUUUCUCUUCUUAGGUUGUUAGUCAUUAGUUCGUGUGUGUGUGCGGUGGACGGAGGGGAGCUGUGAGUGUGUGUGUUGUGUGUGGACUCACUCUCGGGUUCGCCUGGCCACAUCCUUUGCAUCCCCCAGAGCCAAGGGAGUUGAAGUUUGCAGAGUUACAGGCCAGUUCUCCACCUUAGAAAGACCGGUAACCCGGCAGGCCAGCUUGCAGGAAAUGAGCCCAGCCGCCCACUCAGAUCCCCCUAGGGCUCAAGCACUCAGGGCCUGGGGACAGUGGCGUAUAUGGGUGGGAGGCACAUAGAAGGUACCCUGUUUACAACUGAGUCAGCCAAGCCACUGAUGGGAGUGUACAGAUGUAGGCGCUAAGCCUUUUAUUUUCCACGGGUGAGUCACAGUAGGAAGAAUCAAACCUCCAUCCUGAAAAUCUGACCGUAUGUUUCGAAACCACUGGCUGUUGUGUUCGGUUGCCAGUUCCUGGGACCAGGCCUCAGACUGUGAAGUGUGUGUCCUCCAGCAUCCAGUCCAGGGGGAGCCACAGAAACCAUGUUCUUGCUUAAGUCAUUAAAGUCAGAGAUGAAUUCUGGA